Ictidomys tridecemlineatus (thirteen-lined ground squirrel) is the source of this 1456-nucleotide messenger RNA. RefSeq lists its product as uncharacterized. Gene Ontology annotation, molecular function: S-adenosylmethionine-dependent methyltransferase activity. The record is from RefSeq and is a predicted model, not a curated record. NCBI's taxonomy places the organism in Eukaryota, Metazoa, Chordata, Mammalia, Rodentia, Sciuridae.
AUCUCUCACAAAAGAUUCCGAGAGAUAUUACUUUGUUUCGAUUGGCUUUGGUGUUAGUUUUUUUUUACCGUUAAAUAAUGGCGGCAGCAAAGUUAGUAGCAAAAUAGGUUCUCUCGUGGCGCAAUCUAGGAAAGAAAGCGAGGCCGAGAGGAACCACCUUAAGGAAAAUGGACUAAACCGAAAGAGGUGCUCCGAGGAACUCCAAAACUGGGCGUGGCCUAGGGAUUUCGGAGCCCUGUGAGGAGCUCCACGAGGGUGGGGUCAGAAGUCGGGACUCUAGCUGCGCGUGCGCAGUUCGAACGGACUCCUGCGCUUCUAGCUACGGAGACAUGGAAUUUUGCGCUGCUCGCCGAGCUAUACUUCAACUGCUGGGUACGGUGGCUCCCGCUGACCGCCCAGCGCUGCUGCAGUGGAUGCGAACUACACGAGAUUUUGAUGAAUUCACUCAAGAUAAUAACGACAUUAUGUUGAAAAACAUAGCAGAUGACCUUCGGAAUUGCUUACCUUUAGAAACCAUGCUUUCUUCAGAACAUCUAGCCCUUCAAAAAAUACAGCAGCAGCCAAAACCCACAGUUCAUGUUGAUGCAUUCCUUUAUGAUGAAGACUUUAUUGAUUCAUUAUGUGAGGAAGGAAAAAUGAGCAGAAACUACUGUAUGGUGUGUGGCUCACACCAAACAGCACCUUUAGGAUUUAUUUCUCAUUCCUUCUCCCUCAUGGAAUUGAAGUUCAUUUAUCAUCAUGUACUCCCUGAUCUGUCAGGAAAGGUCUUGGUUGACGUUGGCUCCAGACUUGGCACAGUCCUUUUUGGGGGUUACCUUUACAGUUCAGCAGAGCAACUCUAUGGAGUAGAAUUGAAUGGAGACUUUUGCCAGCUACAAGAAAUGGUCAUAAAAAAAUACCAGUUCAAUGAUAGAAUAAAGGUGCUUCAUGCAGAUAUCUGCACCCAGGGUUCACUUCUGCAAAAUGCUGAUGUUGUUAUAAUGAAUAAUGUCUUCGAAUAUUUUCUUAAUGAGGAAGAACAGGCCAGAGCCUGGGAAUACAUCAGCCAUAAUGUAAGGAAACAAGGAUCAUUAUUACUAACAGUGCCAAGUCUUGAAGAAUCUCUCUCAGUUCUUCAGACUAAUAUACAGUUAUCUCCCUGGGUCAAAGAAGUACCACUGAACUAUGAUGAAUGCCUACCAGAAGACACUGAUAGAGAAGCUCUUGAACAAAUUCAUCUAUAUGAGAUUCUCUAGCACCAAAAUAGUCCUACCUAGUAUAAUGUUUUGUUGAGUUUAUUACAAAAUAAGGAAGAAAUGUAUCUUCAAUGUCCUAAAACAUAUUUUUCUGUAUAUUCCCUUUCAAAAUUUGUACCUAUGCUAUAUAUUUAUAGAUAGUUGUAUAUGUACAUACGUAAUUGUUAUAUAUGUAUACAUACAACUUCUGCUUUGUGUGAUAAUUAAAGUAUUUAUCUGAA